GCGGCUGCCGGUUAGGGGAGCGACUUCGAGGGGUCGUCGGGAGACUGGGGGAUGCGAGAUGAAGUUCCUCAAAGACGUGGAUUUUGUGGCGCGGACCAGCACUUCCCAAGAAACACUGACUUUGUUGUCUGAGUUGAAGGAAUGCCUUGAGGGGGAACCCAAAAAUGCAGACUGCCCAAGCCAAGCCUCCAAACAGGUUACAGCAUGUGAUAGAAUCCUACGGGCUUGCAUCCACAGGCUUGGUGAAGGUUUGGACUGCCCUGCUCACUUGGAAAGUCUCCAGGCCCUAGCCAAGGCAGCCUAUGGCGGCUACACUGCAUCAAGGCUCCAGUAUAUUCCUCUCUACUUGGAAAAGUUGCUGUACCAUUUGCUGAGGGCUGUGGCUGCUCAGGGCUCCUCUGAUUCUUGCCUAAUGUUUGCUGAUCUCCUCUAUGAGGAACUCUUGAAGUACCAGCCUCCCCAGGUGCCUGCUCAUGACUAUGCGGCUGUUGCCCAAAGCACCUUUGGUGUGCUGUGGAAGAGCGUGGAUGGCAGGGCUAAACUGGACAAGACUCCAGCAGAGCUCAGGGCCGUGCUCUCCACCCAGCUGCAAGCUGUACGCUUCUUGGUGCUUCUGGAGAACGAUGCCGCCAACCUCUUGCCUCAGGAGGCCCCGUACUUCACCUCCAAGGUGGCCCGGCAUGCCUCCAUUGCAGCUGUGACAUUUGAGGCCCAGCGGAGUCCUCUGAGAAAGGAAGAGGCCCAUUUUCUCAGUGCAGAGUUCUUCCGCCUGUUGGUUGCUGCCCUUCUGGAAAAGAGGGGUGUGGAUGCGCAUUUGGCCUUCCAGGACUGUCUCUGCAUCUUUGAGCUCACUGUGGUGAGGUGCCGUUACCUCUGCAAAAGUGGCUGCUUCAAAGAGAGCGAUGAAGUUAUCCAGCAAUUCAGUGACUACUUGAAAAAGUCCAGCAAUGAGGGCCAUUGCUUUAGUGUGGCUUUAGACGUACUCUCUGCUGGAGUCGAGCUGAACAAAGUGUUGGUGCAGGCUGAGGGUUCAGUAAAGCCCUUCUUCAUCCAAGCUACUGAGGCUCUAAACUCCUCAACAGAUCAUCAAGAGCCCCUGCUUAGAGUGCUGACUGAAAGCUGCCAGUUGCUCGUAACCCCUUUGUAUGGACUUGCAAAGAACAGCAAACAGGGCUUCUUUAACCUGCAUGAUAUUCUGGGGAUCUCUGCCUUCAUGGAAAGUUACGUCGCAUUACUCCAGAAGCUGAUGGGUUUAGUUCUGCCAGAGACCAUGAGACAGCAGCAAGCUCUGAAGAAGCAACUGUACCACUACUUCCAGAUGUACACGACUUUGGUAUCCGACACUCUACAGACUCUGCAGGGGCCGGAAUCUGCAGCACUGCCAGAGUUACUGGUGUAUCUUCAGAAGGUUGUCACUUGGAUGUUGGAUAUGCUAGUAGGACUUCCCAAGAAAGAGCAGGCUGAAUACCUGGAUUUCUCAGCAUACUGUAUAUCACGGCUGGCAUAUAACUUCUACUGUCAUAAGAUGUAUGCGGAGUCUAACUCUAUCGUGGAGCUUUUCUGCAGACGCUUGGCAAAGGAGGAGAUUGUCAGUUGUUCAGAUUUGUCUACAGAAAAGCUACACAAUUGCUUUAAGCUUCAAGUGGAGAAUUACAGGAAACUGGGCUUGUUAGAGGAGGCUCUCCAGGCUGUGGUACUCUGGCUGGCUGUUCAAGGCAGCGGGAUAACAGAACAGAUGGCAGAGCCAAUCUCCGCCUGGGUCAAAGUCAAAAUUGAUGCCAGCAAAUCUGAUGACCUGAGACUGAAGACUCUAAAGGAGGGCCUGGAGGGGUACAGCUUGGAUACAGAGGUCCUCAUGAAAGUAUUGUUGGAGGAGCUGAAGGCUUACAAGACCGUGCGGGUUGACACUGGCCAGGAGCGCUUCAACGUGAUCUGUGAUCUGCUGGACAUAUGUUCAGAAGGCAGUGGCUGGGCUCACGAGCGGGCUGUGAUUCUGGUGGAACUGGCACAGGUUCUGUGUUACCAUGACUACAGUGAACAGACAGAAUGCUCUGCCCUGGACUCUGUUCAUGAAGCCCUGUGGCUGUUGGAUUCUGUGCCAAAGACUCCCCAGAAUGAGGAGCAGCUCCAGGACGACAAGGCCCAAGCCUUACUCUGGCUUUACAUCUGCACAAUUGAGGACAAAAUGCAUGAGAGCAUCAAGCAAGAGCAGAGGUCCAGGAGUGCCCAUGCCAAGGGCCAGAAAGGCAUACAAGAUCUUGAAGGCUUUGAGACCAAUGAUCUUAACUAUGAGAGUAAAUCCCAGGAUGACAAGUUCCUGUAUCUUGGCAUUGCAUUUAACCUGUCUGUGGAUUCUGUGCAGUCAAAGUGUUUGGACGAUGCCCUUGCCUUGUGGAAGCAGCUCCUCUCCUCCAAGGGCAGGAUCCCAGCUGUACGUAACGUUGAACAGACAGCAGCAUCCUUACACAUCAUGGCAGCUAUGUACAGAAUGAUGGGAAAGCCAUUACAGGCCAUAGAGAGUUAUUUCCUCAUCACAGCUCUCUCCAGGGCACUUGAAGACUCUGUGGGGAGGACCAAUGCCUUCUGCCAAAUUUCCAAGCUGCUUCUCCAUCUGGAAUGUCCCAGUUACGCUGAGACCACUUUAAAGGAGGCUGAAUCGUGCUUCCAAAAUGUGGACAGAAAGAAUGACUCUUGGCUGCUGACCAAUCAAACACUGGCUGUGCUCCGUAGCGAGCUGUGCUUAGCAAACCGCAAGAUUGAAGAAGGUGUCAACCUUUUAGUCGAAAUCUUACAGAACCCUGCUUUGCAAAGGUCCUCUAAGGUCUGGUACCAGCUCCGAGCCAGUGCUCUCCAGUUGACAGCCGCUUACCUUGGUCUGCCAGCUUCUGCCCUCCCACUGGCACUGAGGCAAAAACUCUGGGUUCAAGGAUGGAAGACCCCUGAAUCGGCUCUGGGUGAUGCUCACAGACUCUACCGCAGCAUCCUCUUGAGCUUCUCACUGAUUAUCAGCGACACGUCUGCUAAAGAUGUUUCAGAGCAUCAGUUUGUAGAUCAUGGUGGUAAUUUGGUGCAGAAGUGGCAGGUGCUGGCUGACAUGUUUGUUUGCUCCGAGAGCUUUGUCUCCCUCCUGGGCAAGAUCGAGAUUGUCAAUGAAGCAAAAGCUUUCUGCCUGGAAAUGCUCAAGAUCUCCAUGAGGCUUCAGUCUAUUCGAUGGUGUGCUCGCUUCCUGGUCUUGAAGAGUGGACUGGAACUGCAGCGCAGUGACCUGGAGCUGUGUCGCUUGGAUCUGGAGCAGGUCUUGUUUCUUCUUGAGUCGGGCACAGUUUUUGAAACCAAAGAAGAAAAAGGAGGUGUGAAAAUCAAGCCCAGAAAAGGCAGGUCUAAAAACAGGACGCCUCAAGGUCCAUGUGUGGAGCCCUCUGAGGACGAGCAGCCUUUCUUGAAAGAGGUCUCCCUUGAGUAUGUUGACACAGUCUCCCUGCCGAAGAAGACUCUAACCACCUCGCCAGUGCUGAAGCCCAAAGAGAAGAAGCAUGCUGGCUUCCUGAAUCACCCAGAGGCCUGCCACUGCUUGCUGUGCUCUGACGUGGUCCUCUCUGUCGUCUGUCUUGGCUGGCUGGUCACCUCUGCAGAGGAGGAGCUGGCAUCUGGGAACAGGGCAGAAGGCUUGCAUCUCCUCGAGACCAGUCUGAAACGGUGUGCCACUGUGGGUCUGCGUCUCUCCAGCAUGGUCGCCUGCGUUUCUCAAGGCAAGAAGGAGGCCAUUGAGCAUCAGUCCCCAGUUCAGAUUCUUGAUAAUCUGGUGGCUCAUAUCUACGUGACUCUGGCUUGGCAAAGUGUGAACACUGGCAGACCAGAGAAGAAACUUUGGGGAAUUCUGGAGACUGGCUUGAGCUUGCUGUCUUCUAAGGAGACUCGGCCUCUUGGCUUCCAAUACCAAAGGGCCAGGCUGCUGCUUGCCAAAGCUGUGGGUACGAUGUCUAUCCUAGCCUCUACUCAAUAUGACAGUGCAGAAAACCUAUUUUCUAGUGCUUGGUCCUGGAAGUCCCCAUUGUCUCUACACGGGAACCCAGAAGGCAAGCAAAAGGCAGAAAAGGCGGUCAAUUCACUUUGCACGCUGCCCCUGAAAACGCCGAAGCAGCCAAGAGCUGACCAAAAAGCAAAGUCUAAGCGAAUCCAAGGAACUAAACCUCUGCCUGUGACCAGACCUAAUAAUCCAUUUGCCCUGGCUGACUCUGAUUCAGAGGCUGUUCCGGUUGUCCUUAGACCACCUGUAGAGCACCGUACCCCAGCCCAGAAAUCCCUCCCAGCUCCCAGGACGAUCCAGCGUUCAGCAGCCAAGCCGCGCCUGAAGGCCCCGUUUGCGGUUUUUGAGGAAUCUUCUCCAAAGCUAAACACCAAGCUUCUAAAGGCCCCUAAAGUGUCGAAGAGAACGAAAUCUCGAAUUAAGGUCUCUUUCUAUGAUGACAGUGAUAUGGAAGAUCCUCUGGAAGCCAUGCAGGAGUCCCGGUUGCCUGCUGCCAAAGACCCAGUGCCUGCCACCCCCAAGGCAGGGAGGAGGGUGGCCUCUAGCAGGAAGGCAUCCCAGAUGAGCUGUAGCACUGACUCCUCAGAUGGCUGCUCCCGGAUGGCAACGCCCCUGCCCAGGAGGCCACGGGGUAAGGGAGUUUCUCGACGAGGAAAGCAGCAGGAGGAAACCAAAGAAGCUCCUUCUGAGGAGAUAACUGCCAGCUCUCAGGAGGAAGAAAAGGAGGUUCUGAGGACCAUUGAGGAAAGUCCUGAGGCCAGGGUCCUACAGGGUUCCAAUGAAGAAGCGCCAGUAGUUGAAGAACACAGGAGGCGGCCUAUCCGUCGGCUGAAUGACACAGAAGAGGACCAAGAGGUUCUCCGGCGUGAUGCCAGCAUUCACUUGCAGGAGGCUUUCCAGGCUACAGAGAAGAGAGGUUCAGAGGACCCUUUCAACUUGCACCCGCUUGCUUCUUCCCUGGAUGCACCUGACAACUCCUUGUCCAUGGACUCUGUCUAUGACUCCCUGCAAGCUGCCUUCUACGCAAUUGGACAUUACCCUCCGGGUUCCCUCUACAGCCAUCUCUGCCGGCUCAUGGCACUGUGCACCGGGAGCCGAGACCCCAUUGUUACUGCCUACCUGGUUUCUGAGUCAGUCUCUGUAACUUUUCGUCAUCAGAUACUGACCGUCAUUUACAAGAAGCUCCACAAAAUGAAAAAGGUAUCCGUGGCCAGCGCCUUAAAGCAGUUGGAAGCACUUAGCCUGCAAGAAGGAAAAACUGGUUGUCAGUUCCAGCACCUCUCUGAAUUACAGAACCUCUUUGAAUUCAGCUGCCCCAGCCCAACAAAGUUGGAGACGGAGAACUUCAGAGAACAGCUGCAACAAAUCCCUUCUGGGGUAACCGUGUGUAUAUUAACCCUGGUGAGCAUCCAGCCAGAAACUAUUGGGGACGUCCUCUUGCUGACACGACUGGAGAAAGAUGCCCCCCCAGUCACCAUCCAGAUACAGACCAGGCACGCCAAGGUACCCGUAAGUGCAGCCCUUGGUGAACUUGAUGCCAUCCUACAGAAACAGAAAGAGAUAUCCAACCUCACGGACAGGAAGGACUGGUGGAAUGGCAGGGUUGUCCUGGACAAGAGGAUGAAGGAUUUGACCGAGUCCCUGGAGACGCAUGUCCUGAGCUGCUGGAAGGGUGCCCUACUGCCAGCCUUUGAGGACCAAAACUUAGCAGAAGAAGCCUCCCGCCUCCAGGCACGCCUCUCAGAGUGCGGCUGUGAGGAAGUAGAUCUAGCACUGCUUAAGGCCAUGCUGAUUGGCUCGCAUCUCUUGACCCCACAACAUGUACAGUGCUUGGCACAGGGACUCAGCCCAGCUCAGCCCGAGAGAGCCCAGAACUGUCUGCAGGAGGCAGUGGACAAACUGGGAUCCCGUACUGGUCAGGCGUCGAGUGGCCACUUGGUCCUUGUGCUGGAUAAACACCUGCAAAAGCUUCCCUGGGAAAACAUGCCAUGCUUGAAAAACCAUUCCGUGACCCGGUUACCAUCUCUGCGGUUCCUGCUCAGCUACUCUCUUACAAAAAAGUAUCAGGAAGAGACUAUCCUAAACCGCGGUGUCAACAGCAGCAACGCCUUUUAUGUCUUGAAUCCACACACAAACCUCCCUGGGACGGAGAGAAUGUUCAAAGACUGGUUUCAGAGUGAGCCUGGAUGGACAGGAGUGGUAGGAGAGAAUCCCAGUGCAGACCAAGUGCCAUCGGCUCUUGAAGAACGCGAUCUCUAUAUCUACGCUGGGCAUGGUGCUGGCGCCCGUUUUGUGGACACCAUUCUGAAAGUGGACUGCAGGGCCGUGGCUCUUCUUUUCGGCUGCAGCAGUGCUGUCCUAGCAGUGCAGGGCAACCUGGAGGGAAGUGGUGCUGUCCUCCGGUUCCUCAUGGCAGGAUGUCCUCUAGUGCUGGGUAACCUCUGGGAUGUGACUGACCGAGACAUCGAUCGCUACAUGGAAGCACUUCUGAAGAACUGGCUCAAGGCAGGUUCAGGAGCUCCAUUCCUCCAAUAUGUCAUACAGUCCCGCCAUGCCCCCAGACUCAAAUAUAUGAUUGGUGCUGCCCCAAUAGCCUAUGGCUUACCAGUAUCUCUGCAGUAGAAAACAGGGCAAAAGCAUAAUAUCUAGUUUCUGGUGGGAGGGAUUUGAAAGGCCUCAAAUUAUUGUUUUGUCGUAAAUGCUGAACUGCCUUAAAUGGAAACUGCUGCUGGGGAGAAGGAUAAAAUAUCUGGCCUUAUGCAAGCUGGGUUGGUCGCCAACUACCUUCAAUGGAAAGUCUGCACUGCCUUUACACGGGAUGUUCCUAGUUAAGCUGCUGCUCUUUGCAAUAUGUAGCGUUUGCACAGUGUACAGUUUGCAUUUCCAGUGAUUAAUUAUUUUAAAAUGAAUUUGUAUUUUAAUGUUUCAAAGCCUGAAUAAAAGU
Zootoca vivipara (common lizard) is the source of this 6971-nucleotide messenger RNA. RefSeq names its product extra spindle pole bodies like 1, separase (gene ESPL1). Lineage: Eukaryota; Metazoa; Chordata; Lepidosauria; Squamata; Lacertidae. Gene Ontology annotation, cellular component: mitotic spindle; centrosome; nucleus. Gene Ontology annotation, biological process: proteolysis; meiotic chromosome separation. Gene Ontology annotation, molecular function: cysteine-type endopeptidase activity. The record is from RefSeq and is a predicted model, not a curated record.